Messenger RNA from Aspergillus versicolor CBS 583.65, 718 nucleotides. Its product is annotated as SRPBCC family protein. The transcript is spliced from 3 exons. The record is from RefSeq and is a predicted model, not a curated record. The coding region runs from base 1 to 588 and encodes 195 amino acids. Lineage: Eukaryota; Fungi; Ascomycota; Eurotiomycetes; Eurotiales; Aspergillaceae.
AUGUCUGUAUCUUCACAGAUAGUUCCCAAUCAGCUCGUCGGUCUUGUUCCAAAUAAUAUCAGAAGCACCCUUUUGCUCCAAAUCUCCCAGAAGCUCACCGAGCUGCAAGGUUUCCAUCUUGUUACCAACAUAGAAGAGCGACCCGUCCGUCGUUCCGUUGACGAGCUCGUCAUCGACGCACCCAUCGGCGAAGUCUGGGGCCUCGUGGCGGGCUUCGGCGCCGAAAAGGCAUGGUACCCAGGCGCCAAGUCAGUCUCUCUCAAAGGAUUUGGAAUAGGCAGAGUCCGCACCUUUAAGUACGUCUACCCUGCCGGCAAGAACAAGGGCCAGGAAUAUACCUUCUCCGAGGAGCUUACGGAGUAUGACGCUUCCAAGCACUCGAUGACUUUCCAAGUUCGAAGACCUGAUUACCCCGACAUGAUCGGCUUUGGAACGACCGUCUUAGACUCGCUAGGGCCUAACAAGACUCGUUUCCGUUGGGUCGCGGAGGGUUCGCCUUUGCCUGAUGAGUUUGCCGCGGUUUUGCGCGAGGACCUCAAUGAACGGUUCGAUGGGCUUAUUAUUGCCAUCGCCAACCAGCUGGUCUAGGACUGGAGAGAUUGGUUCUUGCGAGAGGAGGGAGGCAUGGUCUUUUUUGGAAUCAACUGAGAGGAAGCUAGGUUGUACACACUGAUUCAUAUCCGGUCUAAAGCGAAACCAAGUAUAAAUUAUCCGAUCG